Messenger RNA from Ananas comosus (pineapple), 2327 nucleotides. Its product is annotated as L-type lectin-domain containing receptor kinase IV.1-like. The record is from RefSeq and is a predicted model, not a curated record. Lineage: Eukaryota; Viridiplantae; Streptophyta; Magnoliopsida; Poales; Bromeliaceae. Gene Ontology annotation, molecular function: protein kinase activity; carbohydrate binding; ATP binding. Gene Ontology annotation, cellular component: plasma membrane. Gene Ontology annotation, biological process: protein phosphorylation. The coding region runs from base 208 to 2217 and encodes 669 amino acids. The transcript has a single exon.
UUCAUUGCUGUCCCGAUUACUUCUAUAUGAUUCCAUAAAUACAGCUUUCUUCAGCUGGGUCAUUGCUUCAUAGCAGGAAGUCCUUAAAAAGUCAUGAAGACUCGGAUUUGUAAAAUAUUCAUGCGUCUGCUGCUGUAGGCUGCAACUUCACAAGUUCGCGAAACGAUCGGAAGUAGUUCUACCAUUCACUGCUGCCUGCUCGAAAUUAUGUUUAGCCACAUAGCUCUUUUUUGCCUUGUUCUCUUCGUAGCUCCCUCUGCUCGGUCUUCGACUGAUGAAUUCGUCUUCAACGGAUUCAAAAGAGCUUCUAAUCUGAGCUUGGAUGGCUACGCGCGCAUCACAAACGAUGGCGCGAUUCAACUUACCAAUGAAACUAUGAGAGUGAUGGGUCAUGCCUUCUUCUCCUCUCCCGUACGCAUGCUCGAUAGUCAGCACAAAAAUUUAUCAGCACUUUCUUUCAGCACGAUUUUUGUGUUUGACAUCAUCACCGCUGACGGUGAAGGCGGCGGCACCGGCUUGACCUUCGUCAUGUCGCCAUCCAAAACACUCCCUCAAGCCGAUUCCGGUGCGUAUCUUGGACUCUUCGGUGCUGGAAACAAUGGAAAUUUCUCCAAUCAUGUCUUCGCGGUCGAAUUCGAUACAGCCUAUAUCCCCGGGAUGUUCAACGAGACCAACGACAACCACGUCGGGAUUGACAUAAAUAGCAUUAUCUCGAACAUCUCAACACCGGCCGGCUAUUAUUCAAACGAUUCAAAGAAGGUUGAUUUGGAAUUAGAAAUGGGGAAACCAAUUCAGGUGUGGAUAGAGUAUAGUGGCGACAUGAUGGUCGUCAAUGUGACCAUUGCUCCUCUGUCCGUACCUAAACCCAGCCGCCCCCUCAUAUCAUACACCGUCAAUCUCUCACCGAUUUUCAAAGAGCAUAUGUAUGUUGGCUUUUCCGGUGCAACCGGACAAAUUGUAAGCUCACACUACAUCUUGGGUUGGAGCUUCCAGACUAAUGGAAUGGCCGCACCUCUCGAUAUUUCUCAACUGUCAAUUCCUCAGCCGCCGAGUGCUAGUUCGUCUUCAAAUUCCAGUUCCAUGGCCUUGGCAAUCAAGAUUGGAGCGAUAACUUCUAUCGCUACGCUGAUCGCUGUGGGCACAGGGAUCUCCAUCUUCUUUUAUCUACAACAGAGAGCAAAACUCGCGGAGACUCUUGAGGAUUGGGAGCUUGAUCACCCCCACAGAUUCCGAUAUAAGGACCUUUACAAGGCGACUAAGGGGUUCAAAGAGACCGAGCUCCUCGGUCGCGGUGGCUUCGGGCAUGUCUUCAAGGGUGUAAUAAAGCACGCCGGAGAGGAAGUGGCCGUUAAGAAGAUCUCGCACAAUACUAGACAAGGGAUUAGAGAAUUCAUCGCGGAGAUCGCGAGCUUAGGGAGGAUGAGACACAGGCACCUGGUUGAGCUCAAAGGGUGGUGCAAGCGGAACGAAGACCUUCUCCUCGUCUACGAGUUUAUGCCCAAGGGGAGCCUCGAUAUGCUCCUCUUCGACGGUGAAAAUAGUACAAUACUUAGCUGGCAGCAACGGUUCAAGAUCCUCAAGGGCGUUGCCGCAGGAAUUCUCUACUUGCACCAGGAAUGGGAGCAGGUGGUCGUCCACCGAGACAUCAAGGCGAGCAAUGUGCUCCUUGACGCCACCAUGGAUGCGAAGAUCAGCGAUUUUGGGCUCGCGAGGCUGUACGAGCACGGGAAUAAUCUCCACACGACCCAUGUAGUAGGGACUUUAGGCUACAUGGCACCCGAGUUAUCACGCACGGGCAGAUCCACAACCAGUUCGGAUGUGUUCGCUUUUGGGGCAUUGCUCUUGGAAGUAGCUUGUGGUCGACGGCCAAUCAAGUUUGAGGCACCGCCAAACGAGCUGAGUCUGGUGGAUUGGGUGAGAGAGUGUCAGGAGAAGGGUGAGCUCCUACAAGUGGCAGAUUCGAGGCUUCAGAAGUGCUACAACAAGGAAGAGAUGGAGUUGGUGCUCAAGUUAGGGUUGGUCUGCUGCCAAUCGGUUCCGGAGGUCAGGCCGAGCAUGAAGCAGGUGAUCCAAUACCUCAACGGCGACGAGCAUCUUGCAGAUGAUGCAGGCCUCAUAUUCUCUGAAGGAGAGUCACUGGAUUUGGCAUCCGUUAGGAUUUCAUACGCUUCGUCCUAUGCGAUGGCGUCGACGAGCUCCCUCACAGGAGGAAGGUGAAUGAAUCAUGUCAGGGUAUCAAGGAGUUUCGGAUAAUCUGGUGCCAGCGUGAUUAAAUUAUUGUCGAUUAUAAGUUCUGCAGUGUUAGGCUUGAGAGGAGUUCCAAGUUU